Symbiodinium pilosum is the source of this 1695-nucleotide messenger RNA. Lineage: Eukaryota; Dinophyceae; Suessiales; Symbiodiniaceae. The record is from the annotation of a GenBank genome assembly.
AUGCGGGAAGUUCUGCCUGAGGCCGUCUCAACAUCGCCCGAGGUUGCUUUCGCUAUCGUUUUCGCCUUUCUCCACUGCUGCGUGCAUGGCAAGGCCGUCCUCCGAGAAGUUCGGCACCGCGUCUUUGAGUAUUGCGCUGUGGGGAGCAAACGGGAGACUGUUUUUGAUGCUCACAAGGAUCGCGUGGACAAGGCCGUGGAGCAUCAAAUCGAAAAGAAUUUCAGGAUGGCGAGCAGCCUCACUCCCCACUGUGUGCCCUUCAUUGUUCCAUUGCUCCUUACGAGGCAGGACACGAAGGUUUUUCUGUUGCAAGCAUUUCUUGCUUACGUGGUACAGAGCUGCCAAACUCUCAAGCUUAUCACUAUGUCGGCCCGUCGCGUACGCUUGUUUGCACAAUUGUUCUACUUGAACUGGAUGCUGUAUGGUUGGGAGAGGCGCUUUUCAGAUGGCCCAGAGGCUUCCAUGAUGCUUUCUGCAAUGACCUUCUGCCGGAUUAUGCUUGUGGUGAUCGAAAUCGACAGCCGUCUUCACAUCCCCGGUCAGACUGGGAUCACUGCUUCCCUGGUCCUGUCCAAGUUGCACGCGUGCGGCUGUACCGCGAGUGUUGCCUGUUUGGCUCUGUCUGAGGGCUUCACGUUGGUCAUGAUCAUCGCCCUAUCGAUCAUCUUGGAGUCCAGCCUAAGAGGUCAUUUUGCAGCACAGCUGAGGUCGACGGAUGCUGAGGCCAUGGUGUCCGGGUUCCGACGGAUGCUGCGUGGCAUUUGUGAUGGUGAAGUCUUGCUGGAUGGCAGCCUUUGCAUCAAAGGCCGCAAUGCUUGCUUGCAAAGGAUCAUGGCGAAACCGGUCGAUGCUAAUUCUCGCUUCCCGGAUCUUCUGGUGAACUCCGAAGAGGAGCAUCAACGCUUCCAUGAGUUCAUCACCUCCUCAAAUGUUGGGGAGGACACAGCUGGCACUCCACCCUGUCUGCGGGUCUCCCUGCAAGGUAGCGCCCAAAACAGCGUGGGUGUGGAUCUUUUCCACGUCCCUCUUGCAAACCUCUACGGCUCUGGGGAUACCUAUCACCUUCUGGCCAUGAGGCAGGACGUCGAGCUUGAAACUAUCCCUGAUGCACGUCCUUCCGACAUCCCGCGCCUGCUCAUUCCCCACACUUCGCCUCCAGCCCAGAAGACCUCUCAACGGGCGCCGGUUGGAGCAUCUUCGGUUGCAUCGGAUUCCGUGGCUUCCCUGGCAUCGUCGGCUUCAGAGGAGGGAGUUGAUGAUGCUGGUGGAUACUACGUCCCGGCCCCGGGUGUUAUGCGAAUUGGCAUCAAUAAGGUCCAUCUUAACUACCUGCCGGCUUGCACCGAUGAUCCCGGCAUGCCCAGUUUGAGGAAUUUCAUACGGCCCACCAGCUGGAAUUCCGUACGAUCCAAGGUCAAGCACUACGCGGCCAGCGCUGCGGAGAACCCUUCGGCUGUCGAGCCAUUGAUCUUCCGUAAGGGCGUGUGGUUCCGAUCGCUCGAUGACCCGCAGAUGUACAUUUUGGCACGCAAGGCCACGAUUUCAGUCAACGGUUUGGCAAGGUCGCGAAGCAGCCGACCCUCGCCCAAGUUGUGGCUUCAUUUGAGCAACCUCGUGGAACCGAAUCGAACGGCGCCCUCGGUUGCCAUGUCGGGCAUCAGCGAGCUUGAAGAGCGCGAGCUUGAAGAGUGCUGA